Fomitiporia mediterranea MF3/22 is the source of this 159-nucleotide messenger RNA. RefSeq lists its product as uncharacterized. Lineage: Eukaryota; Fungi; Basidiomycota; Agaricomycetes; Hymenochaetales; Hymenochaetaceae. The record is from RefSeq and is a predicted model, not a curated record. Bases 1 to 159 code for a protein of 52 amino acids. The transcript is spliced from 2 exons.
AUGAGGCACAAGAAACUCACACUCCAACUGCCACCAGCGUUUUCUUUCUCCUGCCAAGCCCAGCUCUUUGCAAAGGCUGUUCUGUUACAUUUGCAAAGGCAUUUGACACAUCAUCAUGAUUUGCUAACCAAGCCUGAUGUGCAACUAAAGGGUUACUGA